This is a messenger RNA of Petromyzon marinus (sea lamprey), 1764 nucleotides long. Its product is annotated as RILP-like protein 1. Gene Ontology annotation, biological process: cilium assembly. Lineage: Eukaryota; Metazoa; Chordata; Hyperoartia; Petromyzontiformes; Petromyzontidae. Gene Ontology annotation, cellular component: ciliary basal body; cytoplasm. The record is from RefSeq and is a predicted model, not a curated record. Gene Ontology annotation, molecular function: protein dimerization activity; dynein light intermediate chain binding; small GTPase binding.
AUGGAGGCGGCAGCGGUAGACGACGACGCCGCCGCCGCCGCCGCGGCGCCGCGCGCGUGGUCCUCGCCGCCCGAGGGAACCAGCCCCUUCGACAAGCCCCCUCUGGAGCUGAGCGCCGCCGACGUGUGGGACAUGGCCACGUCGUUCGGGGAGGCCCUGAAGCUGCUGGUCUCCAGCCGCGGCUACGAGACGCCGGGGGACUGCGGCGCCAGCAACGGCGGCUGCGGAGGCCCCGGCGACUGCGCCCAGGUGGCGGCCCCGCUCGCGUGGCGCGUGGUGCGCGCGCUCGAGGCGCUCGAGGCGCACGUGGCGCACGCGCGCAGCGCGAGCCGCGAGGCGCACGCGCUGCGCCGCGAGCUCGAGCGCGCCGCGGGAGAGCGCGAGCGCCGCGCGCUCCGCGACAGGGAGCACCUGCAGUACUUGGAGCAGGCCGAGGAGCUGUGGCGUCAGGAAUCAUGCGAUCUGCGGGAGAAGCUCGCGAAUUCGGAGCGCGAGAGGGCACGUCUGGAACGCGCUCUCGUCCUGUCACAGGCGCCUGUCGAGGACCUGUCUGACGCAGACACGUGGGACUUGGAGGACAUGAUCCGGCUCCAGAAUGAAAGAGACGCGGCUGAAAGGAAACUGAAGGAACGGGAGCGUGAGCUCAGGGAGAGGGAACAAGAUCUGAAGCAGAAGGAGCAAGAGUUGCGGGAAACGGAGCGAGAGAUGGCCCUGAGCCAGCGCGAAACUAAGGCCUUGCAGUUGCAAGUGAGCCGGCUGGUGUGCAUGAACAGCGAGCUGAGGCGACAAAAGUCUUGCCAGGCGCCGCCUGUCGCCGAGCUGGAAGCGAGGAAGAAAUCAUUCCGGGAUUCUCCAGUUCUCCGAUCGGAGGAGGAAGCCGGGCUGCAGCAAAAGCAAAUGCGUGUGGAGGCUCCCCAGAAAGUCACUGCUCCCGCUACCCAAGCAGCGCUCAAGGCAGCACAGAAUACUGACCAAAAUCCUCCAGUGGAACCCAGUCAACAACCGAAAGUUGGCACGGAGUCUUCCGCGAACGAACACGGAAAAAGCAACCCUCCGCAAAACUCCGGAGAAAAUAGGGAGAGCCCUCGCUACACGGUGCACGAGUUGCGGCACGUGCUGGAGGAGAGGAACCAGCUGAAGGCCGAGCUGCUGUCCCUGCAGGAGGAGCUGGCGCUUUACAGGGGUGAGGAGGGCGAGCAAGACGUCGAGCUCACCAACUCGUUGCCCGCUGAGAAAGCGCCCGCGGUGAUUCAGGACGUGUCCUCCCUGCUCUUUAAGACGGAUCAGCAAUCGGAGCCUCACAUCAAGCGACUGAUAUUUACGGCAAUCAUGCCACUGGUCGCAGCGGGGCUGCUCUACGAUGACCCCACACUCCAACCGAUCAGAAACUUCGUGUGCGACGUAAGCCGCCUCACCUCUCGCACGAAGCACCGCCACCUCGUAUGCUCACUUCACCCUCCUCGAGACAAUGAGCGAGAGAGGUUUAAUGCCGACUCCGGAGAGGACUUCACAAGCUAAACGCACAACCACGCUAUUGAGACGCGCCAUCAGCAAGGCGCACAUGCUAAGCGGGUGCCAUUUACACGUUGUUUUAGUCAAUGAUGGGGUCUCAAACUUAGAUGCAGUUUUAUAUUGAAGUGAAGAGUUUGCCGCUCUUAAUAUUUCCUGUAUAUACCCAUACACCAUAGCCUUCUGUUUGAAACGCUACCUUUAUGUCAGUCGUUUAAAAAUAAACACGCAAAAGAUCCCAAUAAGUGUGGUAAA